This is a messenger RNA of Racocetra persica, 1073 nucleotides long. The record is from the annotation of a GenBank genome assembly. NCBI's taxonomy places the organism in Eukaryota, Fungi, Glomeromycota, Glomeromycetes, Diversisporales, Gigasporaceae.
CACUCACACGAGAAGAGAUCAAUACAGAAAUACUUAAGGUACCGACUGAGGAAGGAAAACCACAAUACGUUGAUAGGUUCCAAAAGGAAUUAGAACAAGAAUUACAACUUAAAACAGUAGUAAAAUCAACAGCUAGAAGAUUCAAUCGCCCUCGAGUAAUUAUUCUUUUGCCAUCACGAGAGCUUGUUGACCAAAUAUUAUCAGUUGCAAAGCUUAUGUCACAUUAUGCAAAACUCCGAGCAAUUGCAGUAACAUCAAAUAAGGAUCGUAGAUUUGUCAAGAAAACUUUAGAAAUGCCAGUUGACAUAGUAAUAGCAACCCCAGCAGGACUUUUAGAAUAUAUUGAGCUAGGAUUUAUUAAUAUUGCAGAUACAAAAUACGUUGUUAUUGACGAAGCUGAUACAAUGUUUGGUAAAGGGUUUGGAGAAGAAGUUCAAGAUAUUAUUACUAAAGUAAAAAAUUCGGGAAAAAAUCAAACCAGAUCAUACCAAAUAAUUAUAGUAUCUGCAACGAUACCUAAACCUGUGAAUGAAAUGCUUAAUCGGGAAUUUCCUAAUAUUAAAAGCAUAACUAGUCAUUCACUUCAUAAAGCUUUACCUAAUAUUAAACAUAAUUUUAUUGACAUGAAAAAUUAUAAUUAUAACAAGAGCGCAGCAAUUUUAGAAGUUUUAAAAAAACAUUAUACGGAGGAACAUAGCACAAUGAUAUUUUGUAAUACUCGUGUGAGUGCUUAUGCAUUAGAAAGUUUUUUGAAAACAAAAAAAUUUCCAGUAAUUGGACUAUUUGGAGAUGUAAAUGAACGUACCACAAAACUUGAAGCAUUCCGUAAUCAGGAACCCAAUUCUAAAAUUUUAGUUUGUACAGAUCUUGCUUCUAGAGGAAUUGAUACAACUUUUGUAAAUCAUGUGAUUCUUUAUGACUUUCCAACCACGGUUGUAAAUUUUUUACAUAGAAUUGGUAGAACUGCUAGAGCAGGAAGAAAAGGGGAGGCAACAUAUUUCAUAACAAAAAAGAAUAGAGAAUUAGCUAGCAAGAUUUCUAAAAAUAUUAGAGAAAAAAAAGUUUUAGCAUAA